CAGUAUCAUUUCCAGGCCAAUAAAUACCUGAGCCUCAUCUUCACCACUUGCCGUUUCUAGUGCACUGAAUUCACUGAUUUACUUUCCUAUCGUUUCUCAGUCCCCUUGAUCUUGAUCAGAUGGCGAAAGAACCAGUUCGCAUUCUCGUUACUGGAGCUGCAGGACAAAUUGGAUAUGCUCUUGUCCCUAUGAUUGCUAGGGGAGUGGUGUUGGGUGCUGACCAGCCUGUGAUCUUGCACAUGCUUGAUAUCCCUCCUGCUGCAGAGGCACUGAAUGGGGUGAAAAUGGAGUUGGUGGAUGCUGCAUUCCCUCUUCUUAAGGGUGUCAUUGCUACAACUGAUGUUGUUGAGGCAUGCACCGGGGUUAACAUUGCAAUCAUGGUUGGUGGGUUCCCAAGGAAAGAAGGCAUGGAAAGGAAAGACGUGAUGUCGAAAAAUGUGUCAAUUUACAAGUCUCAGGCUUCUGCCCUUGAAAAGCAUGCAGCUGCAAACUGCAAGGUUGUAGUUGUUGCUAACCCAGCAAACACUAAUGCAUUGAUCUUGAAGGAAUAUGCACCAUCUAUCCCAGAGAAAAACAUUACUUGUUUGACAAGACUGGAUCAUAACAGAGCUUUGGGCCAGAUUUCUGAGAGACUAAAUGUUCAAGUUUGUGAUGUUAAAAAUGUUAUUAUCUGGGGAAAUCAUUCAUCGACCCAGUAUCCUGAUGUUAGCCAUGCAACCGUGAAAACACCAUCUGGAGAGAAGCAUGUCCCUGAGCUUGUUGCUGAUGAUGCGUGGUUGAAGGGAGAAUUCAUUUCUACUGUUCAACAACGUGGUGCUGCAAUUAUCAAAGCUAGAAAGCUGUCAAGUGCAUUGUCUGCUGCCAGCUCUGCUUGUGACCACAUUCGUGAUUGGGUCCUUGGAACCCCAGAGGGUACUUGGGUAUCCAUGGGGGUAUACUCUGAUGGUUCAUACAAUGUACCAGCUGGACUCAUUUAUUCAUUCCCUGUCACUUGUCGCAAUGGAGAGUGGAAGAUAGUUCAAGGACUUUCAAUUGAUGAGUUCUCGAGGAAGAAGUUGGACUUGACAGCAGAGGAGCUCUCUGAGGAGAAGGCCUUGGCUUACUCAUGCCUCUCUUGAAUGCUCUCUCUAAUAUCAUAGUACAUCUGGCUUUUUCUUUUGUGACAGUUUUGAAAUAAUGCCAUUGUUAGGAACUGUUAAUGAUGGAGUAGCUGCUUCUAUGGAUUUUAUAUUUGUUGCAGCUUUUAUUUCUGCGAGGAUGUUUGAAUUUAUAAUGGUAAUCGGUAAUCCUGGUUCUGACUA
Alnus glutinosa is the source of this 1301-nucleotide messenger RNA. RefSeq names its product malate dehydrogenase. Gene Ontology annotation, molecular function: L-malate dehydrogenase (NAD+) activity. Gene Ontology annotation, biological process: malate metabolic process; oxaloacetate metabolic process; tricarboxylic acid cycle. NCBI's taxonomy places the organism in Eukaryota, Viridiplantae, Streptophyta, Magnoliopsida, Fagales, Betulaceae. The coding region runs from base 120 to 1118 and encodes 332 amino acids. The transcript is spliced from 7 exons. The record is from RefSeq and is a predicted model, not a curated record.